AUGAACGACGCUGAUGUGUCGAAGCAGAUGCAGCAGAUGGUCAGAUUCAUUCGGCUGGAGGCCCAAGAGAAAGCUAACGAGAUCUCUAUCUCCGCCGAAGAGGAGUUCAACAUUGCAAAAUUGCAAAUAGUCGAAGCUGAAAAGAGAAAGGUCAUGCAAGAAUAUGAUCGGAAAGCAAAACAGGUUGACAUUCGUAAAAAAAUGGCUUAUAGAUUAUCUUCUGGCUCAAAACUUCCUAUAUGCACGGAUAUUUGCGGCCAUGUUAGGGAGAUUGACGUUGAGCUUAUUGAGUCUAUUCUAGAGGAAGCAAAAGAACAAUAUGCUGAGAAAGCCAAUGAUUGCGCCCCUAUGAUUACCUUAGACAAUCGUGUAUAUCUCUUACCACCACCAAGUAGCGAAGAAUCCAAUGGUCCUUCUUGUGCUGGAGGGGUAAUUUUGGCUUCACAAGAUGGCAAGAUUGUCUGUGAUAACACUCUGGAUGCUCGACUUGAUGUUGUUUUCAGGCAGAAAACUCCCUGA
Molecule: messenger RNA, 519 nt
Organism: Thlaspi arvense
Lineage: Eukaryota; Viridiplantae; Streptophyta; Magnoliopsida; Brassicales; Brassicaceae
Source: the annotation of a GenBank genome assembly